Molecule: messenger RNA, 3346 nt
Organism: Mizuhopecten yessoensis (Yesso scallop)
Lineage: Eukaryota; Metazoa; Mollusca; Bivalvia; Pectinida; Pectinidae
Exons: 13
Coding region: 211-2079 (622 amino acids)
Source: RefSeq, a predicted model, not a curated record
AUAACAGAAGGUCAAAACAACACACCGUUAUUUAACUGGGAAAGAACGUUGUGUAAUGAUCACGCCUUUUCAAUAGACGUGAUUAUACAUUUUUGUUUCAAGAUCACGGUAGUUGAGAAGAGAAUAUUACAGAGGAUGACAGUUUUGCAUUAGAGCUGAAGUGUACUCGACCUUGCCAACAAAAAACCCUCAUAGACCAGAGCGGACAGGAUGUAUUCCUUAAAACUGUUAUCAAGUCUAACCAGACAAUACCAGUCUGUAGCACCCUCAUUACAAAGAGUCGGUCAUUUGACCAGCUCCUCUCUACGACCAUCCGUCACUUUCAAGUGCCAUAACUGCGGUCAAGUUAUCCGAAAGUUUACUCAAACUAGGACAAACUUUUCAUCAUUAAGUGAAGUGACAGCAAAGAAAAAACCCAAAGUGAAAUAUCGUAAAUCUAAAUACCUUCUGUUUGGUUUAGGAUUAACAUCAAUAGGAUUUGGUGCUUAUUAUUUAUCACUUACGGAGCAAAACAAACGCAAGGUUCGAGUCUUGCUUGGUGGCUGUGUCAGAUUCCUAAGGUCGUUAAAAAUAGGACUCCUGAUUUCCGCGGACUACAAAUGGACCUUGUGGAAUCUGGACGAGAUGUCGGAGGAGUAUGACCAGGCAAUCCGCCCCUGUCACAAACGGGCUGCGGAGAGGAUGCUAUUGGGGUGCCUCCAGAACGGAGGCCUGUAUGUGAAGUUAGGACAGGGUAUGGUGUCUAUGAACCACAUCCUACCCAGAGAAUACAUAGAUUCCCUAGUCAUUCUACAGGACAAAGCCCUCAGCAGACAGCCCCACGAGGUAGAGGAGCUGUUUAAGGAAGACUUCGGGAUGACUCCACAGGAGAUGUUUGCCAAGUUUGAUGAAGAACCUAUCGCUGCAGCUAGUCUUGCUCAAGUCCAUAGAGCAGUGACGAAGGAGGGAGAGACCGUGGCAGUCAAGGUCCAGUAUAUUGACCUCCAGGACCGUUUCUAUGGUGACAUUAAGACCUGUGAGAUUAUACUGGAGCUGAUUGGCUGGCUGCAUCCAAAGUUUGGGUUUGCUUGGGCACUUCAGGAUUUGAAAGGAACACUGGAGUUGGAACUAGACUUUAUUAAUGAAGGCAAAAAUGGAGAGCGGUGCUUGAAAGAUCUCCAACACCUAAACUAUGUCUACGUACCGAAGAUUUUCUGGAACAUGACCACCAAAAGAGUAUUGACAGCAGAAUUCAUCGAGGGUUGUAAGAUCAGUGACUCCGGUGCUAUCAAGGAUAUGGGUUUAUCUCUUAAAGAUGUGGAUCAGAAACUAGUCAAGUGUUUCUCCGAGCAGAUUUUCCUUUCUGGAUUUGUGCAUGCUGACCCUCACCCAGGAAACGUGUUUGUACGUAAAGGAAGUGACAAAAAGGCCGAACUUGUGCUUCUGGACCAUGGUCUGUACGAUAUCCUCACGCCCUCCCAUAGACAGUCCCUGUGCCAUUUGUUUAAGGCAAUUGUUAUGCAAAAUGAGGACAACAUGCAGAAAUAUUCCCAGGAACUUGGGGUUGAAGAUUACCAGAUUUUUUCUAUGAUGGUUAAACAAGGUCCUAUAAAGUUCAAGACAAACUCGUUCUUCCGUCACCGUAUAACCUCUAAACGGCAGUUUUACAAAAUGCCGAAGGACGUUCAGGUGGAGUGGAAGGAGGAUUACGAUAAGAUGUGGGAUCGAUUCCGCGGAACCUUCAAGGACAUGCCUAUGUGCUUGUAUUUCAUUUUCAGGAAUAUGAACACCAUCCGAGCUAUUUGUAGGGAGCAUGGUCAUGUGGUCGACAGAUACAGUAUCAUGGCAAGGAGUGCUAUCACAGGGUGCCAGAAGACAGGAGAGUUCCACUUGACGGUGUCAGGGCGUGUGCGAGCGUGGUGGGAGCGUUGUAUCUACGAUUAUAACAUACAGUUAGAUAAGAUGAAGAUGUGGGCUGGCAUCCUCUACAUUCGGCUCAUGGCGUACCUCGGUCGACUCCCUGAUCUGGAGAAGAUUCAGAAAACGAUCCAGGAACAACAGGAUAAGAACAGAGCUUUCAACAGUGAGGUGUAUACAUGACAACUUUGAUUCUUGAAACACAACGGAAAUGUGUCCACACGGGUUAAUGUAAAAAAAAACACUGCGAUGUCCCUCCAUGCCAGGAACUGUAUGUGGGCCAGACUUGGUGUGAAGGCAGGAACGGAUCAUUAUGUCUUAAGAAUAGAAAUAGGAUCACAGGUUUCCUGUUGAUGGAAUGCUGAACUCAUUCUUCCCUGAAAUUUCGUAAUGGACUAUCACAACCUUUAAAUUUGAAGAGUUCAAAUGAGUCUUCAGGAGUUACUUAAAACUAUAUACCUGGACUGUCUUCACAGGACCCUGGCUAUUACAAACUUAUUAACAAAUGUUCGCUGUAGUGAUAAAAGGCGAAAAAAUUAAACCGCAGCAAAAAUAUACUGGUAUACGGUCUUUUGAGGGAAGUGCUUAAUACUAGAGAGCGCAAAAUGAUUUGUUGAUUAUAAAACUAUGACAUAUUUAUGUAGUGUUGAAAAAUUAUAGGUUGAACCAAAGAAGAAACAAAUUAUGAGGUGAAGAGAUACAGCGUCUGUAAACUAAGUCAAUCAAUGUCCAAUCAGUGUCCUAUGUUCUUCUCUGUAGGAAAUGUGUCUAAGUAAAAACUGGAUUUAUAAACAAACUGGAAAUUGUAAUCUUAGAUAAGAUUCAGUAUUGUUACAUUUAUGUAUUAUUUAUACAGUGAAACCUUGUUAAACUGUCAGUAUUUGUCAGUAAAACCUUGUUAUACUGUCAGUAUUUGUCAGUUAAACCGUGUUAUACUGUCAGUAUUUGUCAGUUAAACCGUGUUAAACUGUCAGUAUUUGUCAGUUAAACCUUGUUAUACUGUCAGUAUUUGUGGAUAGAUUGCAACAAACAAAAGAGUGGCUUUGUAGAUGCUAAGUGCUAUAAAGGUUUUGGCAAAUUAAAGAGGGAAAUAUGUAAAUGAAAUGUUGAGGAAUAUUUGAAAAGGAAAGAUUGAAAUAGUGAAAUAUUUCCUCAGUGUAAAUUUAACGUUACGCUACCACAAUUUGUACACGGUCAGAAAAAGAUACAAAUAGAACUUUAAAAUUAAAUUUGAGUAUUUUCCUCUGACAGUAUAACAAGAGAUAUUUAUCAGCAUUUCCACCGAAUAGUUUUGUUUUCAGGAACUUUUUAAGAGUACAAGAUGGCUUCAAAAUAAAUAUAUCAGAAAACCAGUAAAAACCGACGUACGUCGACGAAAUUGUGGAGGAUAGCAUGUUUAUAUGUUGAUUUCUGGGUUUUUAGGUCACCUGAGCUUUAGCUCAAGUGACCU